Messenger RNA from Synchiropus splendidus (mandarinfish), 6577 nucleotides. RefSeq names its product bridge-like lipid transfer protein family member 3B (gene bltp3b). NCBI's taxonomy places the organism in Eukaryota, Metazoa, Chordata, Actinopteri, Syngnathiformes, Callionymidae. The record is from RefSeq and is a predicted model, not a curated record. Bases 264 to 4550 code for a protein of 1428 amino acids. The transcript is spliced from 24 exons.
CGCCGCGGUGACAGCAGACAUUGGCCGACCCGCCGACCGACCGCCCAGGUGUUCAGGGACGAUUCACCGGUGCUCCGUGGAUGGACCUCCGUGACAUGGCCUCAGCCACGAAGCGGCUCCGCGGACCCGCCCGCCCACGGCUCCUCACGGAGCGUCUCUCCUGCUGUUGAAAUGACGAGGUGGUGACGAGCGUUCGUCCGUCGAGCGGAAGCUACUGAGCUAAGCGGGACUCCGGGGCUGCUCGGUACCGGACGGGACCGACAAUGGCCGGACUCAUCAAGAAGCAGAUUUUGAAGCAUCUUUCCAGGUUUGCUAAAAACCUUUCCCCAGACAAGAUCAACCUGAGCACGCUGAAGGGGGAGGGUCAGCUCACCAACCUGGAGCUGGAUGAGGAGGUUCUGCAGAGUCUGCUGGACCUUCCCACCUGGCUGGCCAUCAACCGCGUGUGCUGCAACAAGGCUGCCAUCAGGAUACCAUGGACUAAACUGAAGACUCACCCCAUCUCUUUGACUCUGGAUAAAGUUGAGAUGGAGAUGAGCACAUGCGAGGAGCCCCGCCCUCCCAAUGGCCCCUCGCCUAUAGCAACAGCUUCAGGUCAAAGCGAGUAUGGCUUCGCUGAGAAGGUGGUGGAGGGGAUUUCCCUGUCCAUCAACUCUAUAGUGAUCAGGAUCAGUGCCAAGGCCUUCAACGCCUCCUUCGAGCUGUCGCAGCUGCAGGUCUACAGCGUGAACACCAGCUGGAGCGUCAGCGACCUGCGCUUCACUCGCAUCCAGGACCCUCAGAGAGGGGAGAUCCUGACCUUCAAGGAGAUCAGCUGGCAGAUGAUCCGGAUCGAGGCUGACGCCAUUCAAAGCGCCGAGCAUGAGAUGUUAAGCGCCCCCAUCCGUCUCAUCACCAACCAGUCCAAGAUCAGAGUCACACUGAAGCGAAGGAUAAAGGACUGUAACGUGGUGGCCUCCAAGCUGAUUCUGAUCCUGGACGACCUGCUGUGGGUCCUGACCGACUCCCAGCUCAAAGCCAUGGUGCAGUAUGCCAAGUCCCUCAGUGAGGCCAUGGAGAAGUCCGCCCAGCAGAGGAAGAGCAUGGCCACGGAUGACCAGUUACAGGUGUCACCAGCGCCCCCCACUGCACAGCAGGUGCGGACGCAGCAGACGUCCACCGCGGCUGACCAGAGCGCGACCAUGGCCAAGUUGUUUGAUGCGUAUGAUGUUUGUGAGACGUCACACCAUCUCCAGAUCACACACCUGGACCUGCACAUCUGCGACGACGUCCAUGCCACGGAUAAAGUGAUCCACAAGAGAAUCGCGGGCGGAGCCAUGCAGCUGUCUUUCAGCUCCAUCACCCUGGACUACUACCCUUUCCACAGAGCAGGUGAAAGCUGUGCCCACUGGAUGCACUACAGCGAAGCCACCAAGAGCAGAGAGAGCUGGGCUCGCAGCCUGCUGGAGGAGUUCAGGACCAACGUGGACAUGUUGAAGAGUGCAGUGCGUGACCAUGGUGGUGCUGCAGCUCACGGCUCCCCUCAGCAUGGACGGAUAAGCACCUCGUCCAGCAGCUCCUUCAGCCCCCCUCCUCAGAGUCCCAAGCCCCAGCUCAUGUCCAGCUCUGUGGUCCUCAGGAUGGCUGACUUCAGCAUCUACCAGGUGUCCACGGCCGACCAGCGCCGCUCCAGCCCCAAGGCCAUGAUCUCCUGCAACAAGAAGUCCUUGUACCUCCCGCCAGAGAUGCCGGCCAUCCAUGUGGAGUUCACAGAGUACUACUUACCAGAUGGAAAAGACUUCCCAAUCCCAUGUCCCAAUCUGUAUGCCCAGCUCAAUGCCCUGCAGCUGGUCCUGGAUCCUCGCAGUCUGGUGUGGAUCAACCUCUUUGCCCUGGACCUCAGGCAGAGUCUGGAGCAGUUCAUGGAGAUCUACAAGCUCAACGACUCGCAGAAGCCUGACGAACACGUGGACAUCAAGGUGGACGGCCUCAUGUUGAAGCUGGUGAUUCCCACCGAGCGGGAUCCCUCCUGCCCCCCCGACCUGCCCCGCUCCAUCUCUGUGCAGACGUCCGAGAUGGUGGCGACCAACACUCGACACCCGGCCAACUGCACGCGCUCCCACCUGGAGGCGCUGCUGCACGCCUUCCAGGAAGAGCCCUUCUUUGCUCCCUCCUUUGAGGCGUUUCCCCGAAGCAGCACCUCCUUUCCUCUCCUCCACCCCGUCUUCCACCUUCACGCUAGUGAGCAGGACACCAAGAUACACGACAUCUACCGCGGCCUGGUGGCACCCACCCUGGGAACCGACGCUCUCAAGACGCCGGCUGCGACAGACUUCUGGGCGUUUCACUUCGCCCAGUUUUGGGUGGACUAUGAGGGCACCCGAGGCGGGAAGGGCAGACCGCAACCCUUUGUGGACUCCUUCCCUCUCACUGUGUGGGCGUGCCAACCCGCCAAGCUGCUCCACCAUCAGGAGAAGCUGCGAGAUGCCGCGGGGUCUUCUCUGUCCAGGAGCAUGUCUGUGGAGGCCGUGGGCCGGCUGCAGAGGAAGCGCCUGCUGAAGGAGUACUACAGUACUGAGAGCGCGCCUGCUCAGAGUACCGCGCUGCCGGCCACCAACGGACUCCGGAAGCUCUCGCUGGACAGCUUGCCUUCCUCCAACUCAGUGGCAUCAUCAGGGAGGGACGCAGACGUGCACGUGUUAAUGCAUGUGCACAAGCAUCUGAGUGCCCAGGUGAGCCACCGUCAGUACGUGUUCCUGAUGCAUCUGCAGCGCAGCAUCAAGUCCCUCCAGCAGACCCUGCAGCAGGAUCUGGACAAGAGCAGCUCCAAGAAAGACCGCAAAGAUUCGUGGAAGCCUCCAGCAGACCACCAGCCCUUCACCGCCUGCCUCGCCCUGUUGCUCAAGAGCGCAGAGGUCUCCCUCCUGCUGAAACCAGUCUCCCAGCCGGAGGGUUCCUGCUCCCCUGUGGGGUCUGAGCUGUCUCCCUCAGAGAGCAGAGGAACCCUGGGGCCUGGAAGUGAUGGCUGUGAAGGGACAGGGAGGAAGCAGGAGCGCAGUGAUGCUGCUGCCUCCUGCAGCGUGGACCAGCUCUUGUGUUCAGACGGGUUGGAGAGCAGGACCACAUCGGGCCCCGCCCCUCUAAUCCCUGCCACUGUGACGCACCCGGACCCUCAUCAUGGAGCAUCGGUGGGGGACAGGACAGCGGCACUGAAGUCCGCUGAAGGUGGCGACUCGGUGCUGGACCGCCUGGCAGAGGAACUUGACUCCAAAGUUCUGACAGCUGACCUGCCUGACCCGGCGGGGGACAAGACUGCAGCCAAGAUGCCUCAGUCCAGGAAAGGAAGUUUGUCUGUCGUUUCUGAACUUCUCAGCUCCUCAAACACCAGCAGAUCCUCCUCCCUUUAUUCCAUGUCCAACAUUGGUCGCCUGAUGCGAGACCGCUCCCAGUCCAGCCUCUCCGUGUCUUACAAGAACAUGAAGAAGAGCCCCUCGCUGCAGUCUCUGGAUAACAUCUCCAUCGACAGCUGCCUGAUGGAGGACGGGGACAGCUACAGCCUGCUGGAGAGAGAUGACGUGUCCAUCUCUGGCUUCAAGGAUGCCAUCAGUGAGCAGAGCACCACGGAGAGCGCCCUGGAGGCUGCGACGGGCCCGGAGCCGGAGGGCGCCGUGUCUCCGGACACGGACAGCGCCGCCUCCCAGAGCAUGGACGAGCCCACCAAAGACGUGGUGUCGGUGCUGGUGCUGAAGGUGCAGUCGGUGUGUGUGGGCAUGGAGGCGGUGGGAGCCAGCACGGCGGUGGCGCUGGAGGUGGGCAAGGUCACGCCCAGCCAGCUGGGGAACGUCAGCCUGCGACAGUACCAGAGCAACCGCAGCCUCGGUAUGGUGUGUUCAGGGUCAGUACCUGCUCAGAGCAGCCCAGUUGGCGGCGAGGUCAUCUCCUCCGCCCUCACGGGCCGCCACAGUCCGGAGGUCCGGGCUCGCCUGGAGAGCGGCCCCUGCGCCGCUGCCCACUCGCCUCUGGCUGAACGCAACGGCUUCCUGCAGCUGCGUCUCCAUGGUUACCAGGCCAGCUUCCUGAUGUCGACGCUGCACAACCUGGCCCAGUUCCUUGAGGACGACUCGGCGCCGCAGGUGCUGCCCAUGGAGAUCAGCGUGGGAGACACUCGCAUCCAGCUGAAGGACGACGGCCCCCGGGACAACCCCUCGGAGACGGAACCCUCCCCCAUCACCCUGCACGUGGACAGCCUGGUCAUCCACCGGAGGGACGACGGCUCCUUCUCUAUCGGAGUGGACCCGGCGGCGCCGACCAAACCCAGGAAGGAGGCCGCGUCGACUGACAGCGCAUUGAGUCCGGUGCCGGAGAUCAGCCUCAUCACGAAGGCCACGCAGACUCAAGCACAAGCCCCGCCCCCUGCCCCACCUCCGUCCGACAGCGAAAAGCUGCUGAUGGACGAGAACGAGUGUUUGAAGAUGGAGCUGUCCAGAGCCAAGAUGGCGCUGGCUGAGGCUCAGAUGGAGAGAGACUCGCUCCUGCAUCGUCUCAAGACCCUCCGCGUCAACAGCAGCUAGAGGGACCCGUGUCCUGGACUCUCUCCCACCAGACUGGUGUGAAUGUGCGAGACCUGCUGCCUGCCUGAGAGGCUCCGGCCCUGCUCCGUGGACCUCCUCACCGCCGGCUUCAGAACCUUCAUCGGAGGUGGAAUACAGUGAAGAAUGUUGAGGCUGACGUCUCCAGCCGUGGAAGAGAGGGUCAGUGACCAUCUGUGGAGAUGAUUCUCCAGAACAUGAACCAGUUUAUAUGGACGUCGUGGAGGAACUUUGGAACAAGGGACGCGUUUCUCAUGAGCGCUAACAAAGUAUUUGUCCACAAUAAAUGAUGGAAUCCGGGAGGAGAGAUGAUCCAAAAUUACAAUAUUUCACGUUUAAAGACGUCGAGUAAUAGAAAAAUGAAGCAGUGAAAAUGUGAAUCUAUAUUUAGAAAUGACAUUGAAAUUGAACGUACUGUGUAAAAGCUUCGGAACAUAAGUGAAAAUGUCUCCUGAAACAGAGGAGGCGAAACUAGCUGGGGCUGGUUGGACUGGCGGAGCGUCCCAGCUCUGAAUGUCAGACUCCUCCUCUUCCUCCUCCUCCUCCUCCUGCACAGAGCCGCCGAGUUCACGGAGAAGAAUGUCAAUGUCUAUUUUCUGCAGUGUUGGUGUCACUAAAGCCGUUUUCAUCGAGGACGUCCGCAGCAGCCUCCUAUUUUUCUAAUGUAAAUACGGCAGACGUCGUCAUGGCAACGCUCCGCGGCGGCGACCGGUCCAGGACGGAGCACCGUCAGCUGGACGGCCAUGUUCCUCAGAGAUGGUGCAAAAAUGAAGGGAAAUAAAAACAAGGGCCUCGUUUCUUAACGUCUGAGCCGCGUCUGUGUUUGAUGGAGGACCAGCGUCACCACCCUCCUCCUCCUCACACCCUUCCUUUCUUCAGGUCUCCGUGUUUUCUUUCACAGCGGUCUUCUCUCCUUCACUUUCUUUGUUCCUUCACUCUUCAUUUUUUUCCUUACUCUUUCCCCCCUGUUUUCUGCUUCCUUCUUCUUUUCCUCCUUCCCUUCCUCUCUGCUGCUGCAUUUUCCUGCUCCCCAUAUUUCUCCCCGUUUCUCCUUUCUUCAUCUUGUCUUACUCUCCUCCCUUCAUUUCACUCUGGCUUUGCCUCCUCUCUUGCUUCCCUGCCCACCUUCUUUCUCUCUGCUGUCUUCCUCUUCUCCCCAUCUCUUUACCUUACCUUCCCAAACUUUUCUUUUUCAUCUCUUUGCUUUUUCCACCUUUCUGCCUGAUCUUUUCUUCCUUUUCUUCUCUUCUCACCUGUGCAGGUGUGUGUUUUGCUGUCUGUGUGUGGGAGUGUUUGUUCUAGUGUGUUUUCAGUCGCAGUGUUUGGUUUGGUCUUUUCCAGUCACUGACUCUGUGUGUUUCUGCUUUUGCAGAUUGUUGUGUUGAUGCAUAUUUAUUUUAGUAGCUUUUGGUGUGUACUUGUAUAACUGUACUUGUGAGGACCUUUAACUGGACCCCACAGUUCCAAGCCUCAGUUUGAGGAUGGACACUUCCAAUAACUCUGUUCCAGUUUGGUCCAGAGUCCUGGUUCAGGUGAGAUAUGUUUUUUUUUUGAUGGUGAGGUUCAGGGGGAGAGGCUGGGGAAAGGGUGAUGGCCAGGAGAGGUCCUCACAAGGCCAGAGCGACAGACGUAUGUGUCAGAGGUUGUGUAGCUCUGACUGACAUGGAUGAGUGUGUGAUAUAAUCUGACGCUCACAGCAGCUUCAGCGCUCCUUCUCUUCAGUGUCUUACGACUCUCCGCGGGAGUCCCUGAACGCACCACCCCCUCUGUGUUUACCGAGCAGCUUGCAGCGCUGCGGGGCAGGAGUGGCCGAGUGUCCCUGAACGCGUCACGGAAGAGCAGCUCGAGGUUCCACGCAACACCUGCCUCCAUCAUCCAUUCAGAGAAACCCUCACGCCUCCGUGCUCGGGACGCCGUGUGCGCAUGCGCGUGGCUAUAGUUGAUGCUGCGUGUUUUCGCAGCUGCUCGACAUCGAGUGGUACUUUUUUUUUUUUUUUUUUUUUUUCCAG